Messenger RNA from Psilocybe cubensis, 987 nucleotides. RefSeq lists its product as uncharacterized. Gene Ontology annotation, cellular component: dehydrodolichyl diphosphate synthase complex; endoplasmic reticulum membrane. Lineage: Eukaryota; Fungi; Basidiomycota; Agaricomycetes; Agaricales; Agrocybaceae. The coding region runs from base 1 to 987 and encodes 328 amino acids. The record is from RefSeq and is a predicted model, not a curated record. Gene Ontology annotation, molecular function: ditrans,polycis-polyprenyl diphosphate synthase [(2E,6E)-farnesyl diphosphate specific] activity. The transcript is spliced from 5 exons.
AUGCAGGGUUUCUAUGCGUCCUUGUUGAACAUAUUUCAUUUUAUUUAUGCCGUCAUACUUUUAAUACGUUCGUUCUGGCAACGAAAUUCUGCUCCUCCCCCAUUGCCACUGCGAGCAUCACGUCCACGUAUACCAAAACACCUGGCCAUUGUCUUCAAUGUCGAUCCCACCGUUUCAGACGCGGCAGCUCAGGAACUCUUGACAGAGAGUGUGGUUGAUUCCGUGUCCUGGUGUCGAUCGGUGGGGAUUCAUAAAUUGACAGUGUAUGAAGAGAAUGAGUUGCUGUAUAAGUGCAUCCCAAACAUUCGUAGACGACUCCCUCUUCAUGGCCAAGAGUCCGAAUCCAGUGAUUCCGAAACGGAGUACCCUAUUACACCACCGGCAUCGGAAUAUUCAGAAUCACGUCCUCUCUCUCCUGAUACAGCUCAAGGACGCAAUCCCCCAAUUACCACCAUCCUAGUUUCCGACCCCAUCCCCCGAAGAGAACGCCAAAUGCAUAAAAAGCUCCAAAGGCGCCACCAAAGUAAAAUAGCUGAUGAAAUUUCGGCACGCGCAAACCUACUUCUCUGCUUUGCGUCUUGGAGGUGUUCGAAACCUGCUAUUGCCACUGCUGCCCAAGAACUUGCUCGAAAACACUCACAGAAAACUCGCAAGGGUUUCCGCUCUCGUGUUCGUGAUGCAUACAGGCUAUCGGUGGACGAGUUGAAUCAAAUUCUAGAAGGUAAGGAUGACGGUCUUUCCUCUCCCGAUUUCAUGAUUAUACACCCAAUUGAAUCUUCGAGCAAUAUUUUGGCACCGCCUGAGCUCCAUGGAUUUCCCCCAUGGCAUAUCAGGCUUACCGAAAUCUAUCAAAACAAACCGCCAAAAUCAAGACUACAAAGGAUCUUUCGCGGCAAGUGGGCUCAUCUGCCUACCGCGCUAGACGAAACGUCUUUUAGGUCCGCAUUGGACGAGUUUACAUCAGCUGAAAUGCGCUUCGGCAAAUAG